Messenger RNA from Tachysurus fulvidraco (yellow catfish), 2899 nucleotides. It is a transcript of the gene gig2p, whose product is annotated as grass carp reovirus (GCRV)-induced gene 2p. Gene Ontology annotation, molecular function: NAD+ poly-ADP-ribosyltransferase activity. NCBI's taxonomy places the organism in Eukaryota, Metazoa, Chordata, Actinopteri, Siluriformes, Bagridae. The transcript has 2 exons. The coding region runs from base 271 to 918 and encodes 215 amino acids. The record is from RefSeq and is a predicted model, not a curated record. Gene Ontology annotation, cellular component: cytoplasm.
UGUGAUAGAAAAGCGGUAGAAAAUGAAUGAAUGAAUAAAGUGACUCUUGGACAGGGCUGUGUCCCAAAUGGUGCUUUAUUCCCUAAAGGCUGUAAACAAGUGCACAGAGUGCAAUAACUACUAUUUCGAGUAGAUAAUGAAAUAUGUUUCGUUUUCAGUUCCAGGAAACGAGAAGAGACACGAAAUAAAACGAAAACGAAAGUUUCCAGUAGUGUUACAGAGAACAGCUGCUGAGAAGGAGCUCUAAAGGAACAUAAGGAGGAAAAAAAGAUGUCGAUCUCUUUCCAUGGUUGGGAAGUGCACUACGAUGAGGGCCACCACCUCAGAGCAGAACAAGAGCCUAAAUCUGGCAAGUAUUACACUAUGUACCAUGGCACCAAGCUCCAAGAUGCACGGAGUAUCAUCCAAAAUGGCUUCCGUCAGUCCUCAGACGGAAUGUUGGGUCCCGGCGUUUACGUGAGCCGCAACCAGAAGAAAGCAGAACGCUACCCACUGAAAUGCACCUUCACUGAACGUGUGGUCCUGAAGCUGAAUGUCGACUGUGGAAAAAUCAAGAAAAUCGACAGCGACAACCACCCUAUGCAAAAGAGCUGGCACGCUAACGGCUACGACACGGCCUGGGUGCCACCCCACUGCGGAAUGAAGGCUGUUCCCAGCGGCAUGGAGGAAGACUGCGUGUGGGACCCCAAACGCAUCAAAGUGAUCGAUAUUGUGUUAGCUCCCAACAGUACGGUUCUGAAUGAACUCAAGCAAUUAGUUACGAAUCAAUCUCCACAAGCUUCCGCCUCAUCCAACCCUCAAGUGUGCCAGCUGUGCAAAUUGAAAAUAGUACCAGGGCAUACUGUUCAGCCCUGCUGGGGCUGUGAGGAAACCAUCUGCACACUGAUGCCCAAACACAAGUGCAAUCACCGGGGAUAAGAAGCUGUUCCUGAAACAGGGUGUGAUGAUAAAACAAAAUGGUGGUACACAAUGACAGGGGUACAUUCUGAUAUCACGAUUCAUUUAUUCGUCCAUCUUCAAUAAGUACCGUAUCACGGUCAGUGUCUCAGUGGAUCUGUCACAAAUCCCAGGAACACUGACCGAUAUUUGACCAGUCCUUCGCUGCGAAUACAGUUAUUAUUAAAGAAACACAACACUCUGGUCAAAAUGCCAUUCAAACAACUUUUCCUUGACCCCGAAGGGAAAUGACACCAUGGUGCCUUAAAUGUUCCACUGGUACAAAGCAAAUGUAACUAACAAAUAAGGGAAGUAUAAUUUAAGCCAGAAUUUUUGCAUCAUGCAAACUACAUGCAUCAGCAGGCGAAUCGCAGGAGAACAUGGUAGGCUGGCAAGUUGGCGGAGAAGUAUCUUUAAUUUAGUUCUGCUUAUGUUAAUUUCAGCUUAAGACUUCAACAUUCCGCCUGCGCCAUAGAGCAAAUUAAUUAAUGCUCACUCUAUGCUCAACACGUUGAAAGUCUUCUUAUAAAUAGUACCUAUACAAAUCAAAUCGGAACUAUAAAUCGUUUUACUUCUAACAUACAAUUCUGUCCGUAAACAAGCCACGAUUCCCGAACCCCAUGGGAUUCCCGAACCCCAUCUCUAUGUCUCAUUCAGCUCCCCAGUUCAGUAGUCAGGGUGCUGAUCAGGUAGGCAAACAUUUUAAGGCUCAACGCAAAAAUACUUCCAGUGCAAUCGAACGUUUGCUUCUAUAAAAAUCCCACAAUGCACUGCGAAAAACAGGAUAAUAGCUUUUAGAUUACAGAUGUCGCAAUAAAAAAGUAAGCUACUAAAAAUAGAUGAUUCAGCUUCCCCUUUUUUUGUUAGCAACGUUUGCUAAUGUAAAGGAACUUUGGGAACCAAACACACUUGGGGAAAUUUGUGGAUUCUUUAAAUUCUUUCUAACUAGAUAUUUGAAUACUGCCAAACACUAUAGUCUGUUAAAAAUAUGAAGUGGAUGUGGUGCUAUGCUGAAAACUGUCUGACUUUUGGGUUCUACUAUUGGGUUGUUUUACAUGGGAGUUCAUUACCUGUCAGACGUCAUCGAACGUGAAACGUCUAACGUCUGAAUCGCAAAUCUUCUCGCUUCCGUAAAUCUGUCACUUGACUCGCAACUCGAUCAUCUGUUCCAUACUGUUUUAGCUCCGUUCACUCUUUUUAUAGUACAGUAUAAUCGUUUGGAGUCUUCGGAUUUACUGGACGACGUUUGCCAUAUUUGAACACAUCACACAUUACAAACCGUUUAGAAAAGCCAACGGAAACCCUCAAAGCACAGAGAGAACUUUACAUCACUUGGAAAACUUUACACGCGGGACGAAGACGAAUCGAACUGCCAACCCCGGAGGUGCGAGACAAACGUGAACCUCUACACCACUUUACCAUCCUCCCACUCUCGUGUUUUGCAAGUGGCAUAACUACAGCAAACUUGGCACCAACUGCCUAAGGAGUCAAAUUUACAUUCAAAUCAUGAAUCAAAAACGGAUUUGCGAUUCAUCACAUUAUGAUCUCAGCCUUUCCACUGUGCAAUAUUUGUGUUUUUUUGUCAAAGAUACAAGGAAACAACUCAGGUUCAUUAAACAGCACAAGCUCUAUCGCAUAUUAGCUGUUAGAACCCAGAAUUGGACCCAGAAUUGUCUCUCGGCCCAGAAUUGGACCCAUGCUGAGUUCUAUGCAACUUUAUUUACUUGUACUGGUUAUCUUUGGGUGAAGAUGAAUUUACGAUGACUUGUACACUUUAUCAUGUUUUUUUUUUGAGGGAUUUUCCUUUCUCUACUGUCUUGUUAUAUUUUGCCAUGAAUUAGUGAUAAUCCUCUAAUCUUAUAUUCGACAAUCUUUAUCGUCUCGACAAUCUUUUCCGUCUUGAUUGUUAAAUGGAAUGGAUUUUACCCCGUUCAGGAAAUAAAUGUUAUGAGAUAAAUGCUUA